CUCCUGUAGACGGACAUGCCCCACUUUGGGACACAUCGAGCAUCGCUGAGAUCCGGCGGCUCUACGGGACAUCCCGGGCGCCGCGCCCGGGCGGUGGGCCUGCCUGGGAUCGGCGAAGACGAAGCAAGGACGAGGAUACAGCAGGAGCUCGACCGCAAGAAACCCUCCGAAAGAAACCUCGCCCCCGGAGACCCCAGGAUCUCCAUAUAUUGUUGUUUUUGUUUUCUUGUUGCGCAUCUUUUGCGGAUAGGGAGCGCAGGAAAGGAAUGGGGGACGCGGAAAGCCGAAGAUCAACGCAUCACAUCCUCUCAAUGCAAUGCCGAGGCCCUGGUGAAAGAGCGGGCAUACCGCGGGCAGACGCAAAACGCACAUGCUGGAACGCGAUACUUUAAAGAGGCGGAGUUGGGCUGCGGAUUUCCGCGCCCAAAAGCCGACGCAUCAAACUGAUCAUGGCUACAAGCAAAAUCAGCUGAAAGAGAGAGAGGAGAGACACAACCAUGAUGAGGAGGACGACGAGGGGGAAGGGAGUGGAAUGGAAUGCCCAGAAGGCCGGGGUGCACAGCAGGCAACAUUCCAUCGAACGCAGCUCGAGAGCACCAAAACUCGGGCGACGGCCAGGCAGUCGAGGCGCACCCAGUGCGGAUGUGCAGGCACGCACCGGAUCCUGGCGCUGAUGCGGGCAGCUGCGCAGGCAGCUGCGCGGCGCGGAACAUUUCGCCGAAUCCUUCGCGUGUGGGGAGCGGCUGGCCAUCCGACUUUACGUAAAGUCGGAUGGACGUUACGACUGUACGUGAAGUUUCCUGGGGUGCUAAAUGUACCACCCCAGAAGAUGUAGAUGCGCGGACGGAGCCCCCCGACGGGUCAGCCACAAACGCCCACCACCGCAGCCUCGAGUCUGACUGGGUCGGCGGCGUGCGAGAUCGCCUCGUGCGCCCGGCAACGAGGAUCACCGCUGCCACCAACGCAAAGCCACCACAUGCUCCAGCCAUGGUGGCAAUGUCGCCGCUGGCAGAUCCAAGGGGAGCUGUCUGGCCGACGGAGAACCUCGACAGGAAGUCGAACGGGACGCGGGGCAACAUGAAAGUGUCAGAGUCCUCAAAUGGGUACUCUCCUGCUCUGCAAGCGGUGGCCAUGUCUUCAAUCUUGAAUGUGAAAUUGCUCACGUACUGGACACAAUAUUUGAACACUCCGUUCGAGUCUUUGAACUCGUCGCAGCAUGGGGUAAACUCUUCGACGAGAGGUGGGUCCAUAUUGGUAAUCGCCUCAGUUUGCAAGCACCUGCACUCCCUGGUGAUAUUUUUGCACUCAUCAGACAUGUUCUUCUCCUGCGACGAAGUUCCGUCCUCCCCACCGCACGCAUUGAUAUGUUCCAUGACCUUCUGCACAAACUCGGAAACCAUGGUGUCGUUGCUGGACACAGUCUCCAUCCUGUGUUCGUACUUUGUGACAGUGCAGUUCCACAUCUGAAUUCUGACACUCCAUGCUGCCAUGACCCAGGCGAAGUACAAGGUGUAGGCGAAGUACAAGGUGCUGAGCAAAAAAACGGCGCAACAGCAACACAACACACCAACACCGAUUGCGCACGCCACAGCAGGUUUCGACAUCACCGCUGAUAUGCCCUCGCCUAGUGGACUGGCGACAGCUCGACGCAGCAUUAGGAGACCCCUCGCCAGAAGCUUGAACCAGAACGACUUGAACCAAAAUGCUUACGGAGGACCUCCAUAAAUUUUUGGUGCGGGAACGUCGCGCCCUCCACAAAAGAACCAUCGAGACCCAAGAAACCCAG
Molecule: messenger RNA, 1786 nt
Organism: Prorocentrum cordatum
Lineage: Eukaryota; Dinophyceae; Prorocentrales; Prorocentraceae
Source: the annotation of a GenBank genome assembly